AAGUGUUUCUGGACUAACAUGGAGGUGCAAAGGCCCGAAAUGGAAACUAACAGAGCUCGAAAUCAUACAGCAAUCCUCAGUGCUCCACCCGAUGACCCGACUCAUGUGUCUACACCUGCUCCACGAUGUUGCCAGUCAAUCAGUUUGCUGGAAAAUGAGAAGACCGGUGACGUCCUGCUGUUCUCAGGACUGUUCCUAACCCUCCUGGGUGUCACCUUUACCGCUAUGGGCUGGUAUUACUACAAAUCCAACCCUGACUUUGAGUGGACCCAACUGCUGGGCCCCGUCCUGAUCUCCGUCGGAGGCACGUUCGUGCUCACCAGUGUCUGCAAGUUUGGGAUCAUCUUGCCGUGUAGAGAGCGGGACAAAAGCGUGUUCAUGAUGCCUGUGAUGGAGCAAACUUCAGUGGGACAUUCUUUCAGGUUAAGAGCCAUAAAUCAGUCGACCGUGUUAUAUAACGCCACGGCAAUGCUUUGUUUCCCAGCUCAGUAUAACUUUACAACCCAGGAAGUACGCCAGGCCAGAGAGUUGCAGAAUGGCGUCCACGCAGCCUGUCCUCCACCGAACGCCGCGCACUGUGUGGACAACGCAGCUUUCGCAGCAGAAGAAGAAGAAGAAAGCUCGGUUUACUACACAGAAAUAGACGACAGAAGAAGCAGGAUUGAGAAGACUUAUGAAGGAGGACGUGGAGACCAGAGCGAUGCUACCUGUUCACCUCCACCUGCAUAUGAAGACCUCUACCCCUCCUUUAACAAACACAAUCUGACAUAAACGUGAGGAAUUUCUCAGCUGACACUCUUCCUCAUUCUUGUGUUCUUGAAACGCUCACGUCAGAGUGAUCUGAUUAAUAGUCCUGCAGGACAAAACUUUUAACGUCCCCGGUAUUUCAUUCCACAGCAACACAAGAGAAACGUUUGCAUUCCUCUCACAGCUGUUUUCAUCAUAAUUAUAUACGAAGUCAUAAGAUCCACUAGGAUGAAGCUCUCUUGAAGAAAACCUCAUUAAAGAUUUAUGGACAAAUGCAGCUCAAUCUUUGGGCUUUAGAGUUCUGGAAACUCAGAGAUACAAAAUGUGUAUUCAGUGUAAAAAAAACACAUAUUUUUCUCUCAAUAGCUGCAGAAACCACUGUACAGUAUGCAUGCCCAUUAAAUACCCACAUGGGGACAAUUUGGAAGAGAUAUACUUAUGCUGGGAGAAAAAUUAACAUCAAAACAGGAAAAAGUCAUAAUGUUAAUUUACCAUUUAGUUUUAAUUGUUCUCAUAUUUGUGUGUGGUGUUUAAAAAGACCAUGAAAGUCAAAGGAAGAUCAUCUCAACGUGAGCAAAUUUCUAAAUAAUUAGAAUUAAAAACUGCUACUUCUACUUAUAAUAAUAAUGAUGAUAAUAAUGAUGAUAAUAAUAGGUCAUAAUAAAGCCAGCAAUCCACUC
This is a messenger RNA of Anoplopoma fimbria (sablefish), 1427 nucleotides long. It is a transcript of the gene tmem174, whose product is annotated as transmembrane protein 174. The record is from RefSeq and is a predicted model, not a curated record. The coding region runs from base 19 to 771 and encodes 250 amino acids. NCBI's taxonomy places the organism in Eukaryota, Metazoa, Chordata, Actinopteri, Perciformes, Anoplopomatidae. The transcript has 2 exons.